Messenger RNA from Cucurbita maxima (winter squash), 3830 nucleotides. RefSeq names its product filament-like plant protein 4. Lineage: Eukaryota; Viridiplantae; Streptophyta; Magnoliopsida; Cucurbitales; Cucurbitaceae. The record is from RefSeq and is a predicted model, not a curated record. The coding region runs from base 363 to 3590 and encodes 1075 amino acids. The transcript is spliced from 6 exons.
UGGAGCUUUUACAACGUUCUGGCUUUUUUAGUGGACAUACCGAGUCCGAAUAUUUUCAUUUUCAUCUCUCUCCCUCCCUCUCUCUCUCUCUCUCUCUCUCUCUCUCUCUCUCCCACCCACCCUCCACCUCCCGCUCCCGCUCCACUUCCGCCGUCGCGGUCGCUGUUGCCGCCGUCACUUUUCCUUCGCAGCCGGUUGCUGCGAUUAACGAUUCCUCGCUUUGGAUCUUCAUUGCCGCAAUUUCAACUCCUUCGCUGUCUUUACUUUCACGCUCUCACUAUUCCUUCUCUUAACCGAGUGUUCCUUUUUUUUUUUUUCCUAUCUGAUACGUCUUCUUUCAAGCUGCAUUUCUAUCACCUGGAAUGGACCGACGAAGUUGGCCCUGGAAGAAAAAAUCAUCUGAGAAGACAGCAGAGAAGGCUAAUGCUUCAGAGUCGGCUGGAAGUCAGGGUGAUCAGGAUGGUUGCAAAAAACCAAGUUAUGUACAAAUCUCUGUUGAGUCGUACUCUCAUCUUACCGGUUUGGAGGAUCAAGUAAAAACUCGCGACGAACAAAUCCAGGCACUGGAGGAUGAGAUUAAAGAGCUCAGCGAGAAACUGUCGGCUGCACACUCAGAGAUGACUACUAAGGACAACCUAGUGAAACAGCAUGCUAAAGUUGCUGAAGAAGCUGUCUCAGGUUGGGAGAAAGCUGAGGCAGAAGCUCUGGCAUUGAAAAAUCACUUAGAGACAGUGACACUUUCCAAGCUCACUGCUGAAGAUCGGGCGUCACAUUUGGAUGGUGCUCUGAAGGAAUGCAUGAGGCAGAUAAGAAAUCUGAAAGAAGAACAUGAACAUACAUUGCAAGAAGUUAUUUUCACCAAGACUAAGCAGUGGGACAAAAUUAAACUUGAGUUGGAGUCAAAAAUGGAAGACUUGGAUCAAGAACUUCUUAGGUCUGCUGCUGAAAAUGCUGCACUUUCAAGGUCAUUACAAGAACGUUCCAACAUGCUGAUUCAAAUAAGUGAAGAAAAGCUACAAGCUGAGGCUGAGAUUGAGUUGCUGAAGGGCAACAUUGAAUCGUGCGAAAGAGAAAUAAAUUCACUUAAAUACGAAUUACAUAUAGUUUCCAAGGAGCUAGAAAUCCGUAAUGAAGAAAAGAAUAUGAGUAUGAGGUCUGCUGAAGCAGCCAACAAGCAGCACAUGGAGGGUGUUAAGAAAAUAACAAAACUAGAAGCAGAGUGUCAAAGAUUACGUGGUCUUGUGCGGAAGAAAUUGCCUGGCCCUGCUGCACUUGCUCAAAUGAAGCUAGAGGUUGAAAGUUUAGGCAGGGAAUAUGGAGACACCCGAGUGCGGAAGUCACCUAGUAGGCCUCCAACUCCACAUAUGUUAUCUGUGCCUGAUUUUUCCCUUGAUAAUGCACUGAAAUUCCAGAAGGAGAACGAGUUCCUCACAGAACGAAUGUUUGCCAUGGAGGAGGAAACAAAGAUGCUUAAAGAGGCUUUGGCAAAGCGUAAUAGUGAAUUGCAGACUUCUAGGAGUAUGUGUGCCAAGACGGCUAGUAAACUUCAAAACUUGGAGGCACAACUCCAAAAUAGUAAUCACCAAAGAAGCUCCCCAAAAUCUGUUGUUCAGUAUAAUGCCGAUGGCUUUUCAUGCCAAAACACAAGUCAUCCUCCCAGCGUGACCUCUAUGUCUGAAGAUGGAAAUGAGGAUGGACAGAGUUGUGCAGAUUCUCUAUCCACAGCGGCAAUCUCUGACAUUUCCCAAUUUAGGGAGAAGAGAAAUGAGAAAAUAAGUAAAACCGAAAGUGGAAGUCACUUGGGGCUCAUGGAUGACUUUCUAGAAAUGGAGAAAUUGGCAUGCCAAUCAAAUGAGUCAAACGAAGCCAUCCUUGCUUCAGAUAAUUCAAACAAUAAGGCGUCUGAAGUUGAACACCAGGAGUCCAAUGAUAUCCAGUCGGAACAGCAUCCGGAUUCAAGUCCAUCUACAGAUGUUGUAUCUUCUACUGUUGAUUUGUCAACGGAGAGUGCUGAUUCUGAUGGAUUGCCUUUGAUGAAACUCCGAUCAAGAAUAUCUAUGAUUUUUGAGUCUAUUCCAAAGGAUGCAGAUACUGGAAAAAUUUUGGAGGAUAUCAAAUGCAUUGUGCAAGAUGCUCAUGAUGCACUUCAGCAACCCACCAUCAGUUAUUUUAGAUGUGUUUCUGAAGUGCAAUGCCCUGAUACGACAUGUGAUAGGCAAGCCAAUCCUGAUGAUGCUGGUUUAGGAGUAGAAAGAGAAAUUGCUUUAUCCCAGCCUGCUGCACACAAUCAGCCUAUGAACCAAGAGCUGGAAGCUGCCAUCUCUCAAAUUCAUGAAUUUGUGUUGUUCCUUGGGAAAGAAGCUUCCAGAGUUCAUGAUACGGCAUCUCCAGAUGGGCAUGGACUGGGUCAAAAAAUUGAGGAAUUUUCUGCCACCUUUAGUAAAAUGGUGCAUGGGAACACAAGUUUGGUGGACUUUGUUAUUAUUCUUUCUCAUGUUUUAUCUGAAACCAGUGAGCUCAGAUUUAGUUUCAUUGGAUGCAAGGAUACUGAUGGCGAUACCAAUAGUCCUGAUUGCAUAGACAAGGUAGCAUUACCAGAGCACAAGGUUGUACAAGACGACUUACUGGACGAAAGAUAUACAAACGGUUGUUCUCAUAUUUCUAGUCCAACUUCUGAUCUUGAAGUUCCUUGUGAUGGAAAUCUAGCCUCCAGCUAUGAAUCAAAUUCCAGAUUACCCAAACUCUCAUCAGAGGACAUUGAAGAGCUAAAAUUAGCCAAGGAGAACCUGGCAAAGGACUUGGCAAGAUCUAGAGAGGAUCUUGAGGCAACAAAACGUAAACUGCAGGAAACAGAGCAGCUGUUAGCAGAAUGUAGAUCACAGUUGGUUUUUUCUCAAAAGUCAAACAGCUUGUCAGAAACGCAGCUGAAAUGUAUGGCAGAGUCAUACAGGUCACUUGAAGCGCGUGCGGAGGAUUUGGAAACUGAAUUAAAUCUUUUGCGAGCUAAAUCUGAAGCUUUGGACAAUGAUCUUCAAGAUGAGAAGAGGAAUCAUUAUGAAGCUUUGUUCAAGUGCCAGGAGCUGCAAGAGCAACUACAGAGGAAUGAGGUUUGCGCUAUUUGUUCUUCAGCAAUUGAUGGUCAUCCCCAGAAGAGCCAGGAGAUGGAGUUGAGUGCUGCUGCAGAGAAGUUGGCAGAAUGUCAGGAAACAAUUUUUCUUCUUGGCAAGCAGUUGAACUCUCUGCGACCCCAGCCAGAUUUUGGUGGAUCUCCAUUUAGCGAGAGAAGUCAAAGAGGCGAAGAGUUUACCGAGAACGACCCAUCUAAAAGUGGCACUAAUCUGCUGGACAUUGAUCGGUCCGAAAUGGAUACCGCCACUUCUGCAAUGACGCCCGUAGUCGGCGCAGAGUCCCCUUGUAGUGCUUCUGACGACGAUGGAGGAAGCUCCUUGAGAUCGCCUAUGAAGUAUAAACAUUCGAAACACACGCCAACCAAGUCAAGCUCCUCUUCCUCCUCGGCUCCCACCCCAGAGAAACAGACUCGAGGAUUUAGUAGAUUCUUCUCCGCGAAAGGAAAGAACAACAGCCAUUAGGGGCAUGCAAUUGUGUUGCAUGAUAAUGUGAUUCUGUUUAAAAUAUUUCAUUCAAUAAUAUAAAAUAGAUAAAAAAAAAACCAAACAUAGACCUCUAAGAUCUUUAGAUGGGAGUCAGUUUUGGGAGCUCUAUGUCAUAAAAGUUAGCACAUAAAUGAUGCUUUUCAAAUCUCUCUCCUGGCUGCUGUACCUAAUGCUGUACAUUAUAUUCACAUCUGUUCAAUUUUCUUCUUUUCUUUU